Molecule: messenger RNA, 804 nt
Organism: Hibiscus syriacus
Lineage: Eukaryota; Viridiplantae; Streptophyta; Magnoliopsida; Malvales; Malvaceae
Exons: 1
Coding region: 71-532 (153 amino acids)
Source: RefSeq, a predicted model, not a curated record
CCAUUAGCCACAAUUCAUUCCAGGAGAGAGGAAAGAGAGAAAACAAAGAGUUCGAGUUAAUUUCAAAGACAUGGGGAAUAGUUUAAGAUGUUGUUUGGCCUGUGUUCUUCCCUGUGGAGCUCUAGACUUGAUCCGUAUAGUCCAUUUGAACGGAUAUGUCGAAGAAAUUACGGGUCCGAUCACGGCCGGCGAGAUCCUCAAGGCCAACCCUAAUCAUGUUCUUAGCAAACCAACCUCUCAAGGUGUUUUACGUAAGAUUUUGAUCCUCUCGCCUGAAACCGAGCUCAAGAGAGGCAACAUAUACUUUUUGAUCCCGUCGUCGUCGUUGCCGGAGAAGAAAAAGAAGAGUGUGCACCACAAGAAGCCUUCCAAUGAUUGCAACAAGAACAACAAAAGCGUCGUCGCUUCGGAUUGCGAUCCUUGCCUAGCAAACGUCAAGGUUUCAGAGAAGAAACAUUGCUUGCGAAAGGAACGCCGGCACAGCCGUGUCGGAUCGUGGCAACCGCAUCUGGCGAGCAUCUCCGAAGACUGACAGCCGUGCCGGGAUCUCAUUAACGACAAUCAUGCAAUGGGGACUUUUAAAAAAAAAAAUUAUAAUACGUGGGGUAUUGGUUUUGUGGAUAUGGAUUUACUUUUGAAUCCGUUUUUUCUUUUGGAUCUGUCGGCGUAUAACAAUGGCAGAUUCGAAAUUCCACAAUGUCAUGCUCCAUGGUGGAAACUAUAUGACGAUGAGAGUGAAAUAUUUGUAUUAAUUGGUAUUGUAUUUACACCCUCAAGAUGUAAGUAAAAUGUGCUUCGUUUUUC